AUGGCUGUGAGCAACACAAGGAUUAACAGAGCGAACUGCAUGCUGGUUAAUGGAGUCCGGUGGGGGCUAUGCGUGACGCAUGUAGUACGCGACGCGUUUGUUGAUAGACCAGAAAACAUGUCUCUGUUUCCAGCAUUUGCAGCGUCUACUUCUAGUAAUGAUAAUGCAACUCCUGUCAGAACAGGUAACUAUAUCCAGACCUGCUCUCUGGGGCUUUAUAAUGAUUUUAUAUGUGUGGUAGUAUCAUUAUAAUGGAAUAUUAUUAUACUCAUUCAUGUUACUUUGACUGCUAUAGACUGUGCUUCACAGAUUACCAGUUUUGUAAUCUUACAGAUAUGUUUAACUUUUUUUUUAUUUUUUAUAAGAUGUAAUUUCUGGUUUCACACACUUGAAUCAUGUCUUCUCAAAUAUAAUGUGUUGUGUUAAUCAACUUUAUGUCAGCAAUUAUGUAAUCACCUUAUAAUUGCUAAUUGCCUAUGUAUAUAUAUAUAUAUAUGUCUUAAAGAACAGUUUGGUUUUCCCCUUUUUUUUCUCUCUCUCUCUCUCUCUCUCUCUCUAGAAUGUAAUUCUAAGUGUAUUUUGAUAUAUAUAUAUAUAUAUAUAUAUAUAUAUAUAUAUAACAAAAUACAGUUAGAAUGAAAUUACAUAUGAAUAUAUAAUUUAUAUUAAACACACUCUGCAUUCAUUAUAUACACACUGCACAAACACUCACUGCAUUCACUAUACACACACUGCACAAACACUCACUGCAUUCACUAUACACACACUGCACAAACACUCACUGCAUUCACUAUACACACACUGCACAAACACACUCUGCAUUCACUAUACACACACUGCACAAACACACUCUGCAUUCACUAUACACACACUGCACAAACACACUCUGCAUUCACUAUACACACACUACACAAACACACUCUGCAUUCACUAUACACACACUACACAAACACACUCUGCAUUCACUAUACACACACUACACAAACACCCUCUGCAUUCACUAUACACACACUACACAAACACCCUCUGCAUUCACUAUACACACACUACACAAACACCCUCUGCAUUCACUAUACACACACUACACAAACACACUCUGCAUUCACUAUACACACACUACACAAACACACUCUGCAUUCACUAUACACACACUACACAAACACCCUCUGCAUUCAUUAUAUACACACUACACAAACACACUCUGCAUUCACUAUAUAAACACAUACACACUGCAUCCACUACACACACACAUAUAUAUUCUUGAAAACAUAAAUUCUGACUGGCAUGUAUAUUUUGUGCAUUUACCUUAAUAAAAAAAAUAAAUCAAUAAUAAACAUGUUCAGUUAACCCCUUCAGGACGGAGUUCUGAUCAAAACGUAAACAAAAACUGGAAUUUGCGCUAUUUGUCUGUUCACCCGUAAUUCACCGCUGUCACAUUAAGUGCACCCACACUUAUUAUAUAUCAUUUUGUUCAGGAGAAACAGGGCUUUAAUUUAUCAUUAACUAUUCAUAUUUGGAACAUAAUUUAUUAUGAAUAAAAUUUUAAAAAAUAAGAUUUUUUUUUUUAAAAUUUGUAUUUCCGUCUGACAUUUUAGCUGUUAAUGUCAUAAUACUGUUAGGUUUUACUGCAAAAAAAUGCACAUAUUUGUAAUCAGCAAUGUCUCACGAGUACAACAGUACCCCCUAUUAACAGGUUUUAUGGUGUUUUGAAAAGUUACUGGGUCAAAUAUAGAACGUUCCAUUUUCAAAUUGAAAUUUGCCAGGUUAGUAAUGAUACCUUUGGGACGGUGUGGUAGCCCAGGAAUGAGAAUUACCCCCAUAAUGGCAUACCAUCUGAAAAAGUAGACAACCCAAGGUAUUGAAAGUGGGGUAUGUUUAGUCUUUUUUAGUAGCCACUUAGUCACAAACACUGUCCAAAGUUAGCGUUCAUAUUUGUUUUUGUGUGAAAAAAGCAAAAAAAAUUAUAUUUGGCCAGUGUUUGUGACUAAAUGGCUACUAAGAAAGACUGGACAUACCUCACUUGCAAUACCUCGGGUUGUCUACUUUUGCAAAUGGUAUGCCAUCAUGGGGGUAAUUCUCAUUCCUGGGCUACCAUACGCUCUCAAAGGCAACAUAACCAAUCUGGCAAAUUUCAAUGUCAAAAAAAUGAAAUGCAAGCCUUAUAUGUGACUCUCUAACUUUCCAAAACACCAUAAAACCUGUACAUGGGGGGUACUGUUAUUCUCUGGAGACUUCACUAAACACAAAUAUUAGUGUUUUAAAACAUAUUACAACAAUAAUAUAGUCCAUAAAAGUGCAGUUCGUUUGUAAAAAAAAAGUCACUUUUACUUAAAAUGUUAUAGUUGUAAUACAAUUUAUCAUUUUGAAACACUAAUAUUUGAGUUCAGCGAAGUCUCCCGAGUAAAACAGUACCCCCUAUGUACAGGUUUUAUGGUGUCUUGGAGAGUUACAGGGUCAAAUAUAGUGCUUGCGAAUUUAAUUCUCUGCACUUUCUCCCUGUGUUGUCAGGCAUGUCAGUUAAAUUUUAAUUAAUCAAAUCACAUAAUUAUGUUAAAAGAUUACUUAAAUAUACACGUAGAAUUUUAAAAUAUAUGCAUUUAUAGGUAUUUAAAAUCUACGUGUAUACUAAUGUAAUCUUUUAUCUCUCUCUCUCUCUCUCUCUCUCUCUCUCUCUCUCUCUCUCUCUCUCUCUCUCUCUCUCUCUCUAUUCUAAGUGUAUUUUGUUAUAUAUAUAUAUAUAUUAUGUAUGUGUAACGUCAUUCUAAGUGUAUUUUAAUCUCUCUCUGAUAUUUUAGACAGUCCCCCUGCUGGCAGAUCCACAGCCAGCUAUAGGGGGCCAUGUGAUCGCUCUUUGAGAGCGAUCACAUGGCCCCCGGGUGCCUCAUUUGUCGGGGGAGGGCUGCCUGGGCUGUCAGGCAGCCCUCCAGAAGAGGAUCGCGGCGGAGUUGAGUAGAUCUCACCUCCUGGGGGCUUAAGCCGUUACAGCGUUCUAUGCCGCCGGGACGGCAUAGAACGUCGUAACAGCGUUAAGUGGUUAACAGUAGAUUUGUGUAGAACUAGUUUAUUUUAAAAAAAUGGUAAAUGUACAGAGUAUAGGUAAGUUAUCUCGUCUUAACUCUAGCAACUGCUAAUAAAGUCAUCUAUCUCUUUUAGUCAUUUGUUUGUAUUUUAAGGGCAACGAUAGAGUUAAAACAAAGGCAAAUUGCUUAUACUGGAAUGUUCCUACAUAUGGCGAUUUCAUAUUUAAUCAUGAUGAUUGUGCACAUAAUUGUUUUGGUGGCGUAAUGGAUUCUGGGGAACGCUUCUGUUUGGGGUUUCCUUGUGCAUGGUCCCGAGUACUUUUAUUCACCAUUUCACACAGUAUUCAGGAAUGUAAAUCCUGCGUUCUAUACACAAGAUACAUUUUUUUUUUUUUUACUCAUUCGUCAGGGCCUAGUUUACAGUUACAUCUUCCCCCAAAGAGUUACGAUAGCUGAUUUUGUUUAUUUUUAUUUUUAUUGGAAUCUCCAAACCGCCUCUCUAAAGGGGAAGUUUCAUCUUAAAUUAAAUUCGAUAUAAAUGCUGUAAAGUGCAUUUAAAUACAAAAAGUCACCCUGGGAGCAGUACGCAGCCUUGAAUUCCUGAUCCAGUUGUAUGACACACUCACACUCGCUCUCUCUCUCACACACACACUCUGACAGGCUCUCACACACACACUCUGACAGGCUCUCUCUCACACAUACACACAUACAUAAACUUUGGCAGGCUCUCACACACACACACACACCUACACUUUGGCAGGCUCUCACAGACACACACACACACACACACACACUGGCAGUCUCUCUCUUUCUCACUCACACUCACACACACACACUCUGACAGUAUAAUAGUUAUGUGCCAAAAUGUAAGGCAUGAAAUGUGCCAGUAAUUGCUGUCCUACUCGGGGAAAUCUUAGCUCAGUGGAAAGAGCUUCCAUCAGCAGAGGUUGUUGCAGAUGCCUAGUGGAAUCCAGGUAAUGUGUCAAACUGAUUAUUUACUUUGGACGGGAACCUGGGCACUCCCGAAACCAUAACCACUACAGAAUGCAUGGAGUGUAACAGAAUGCUUGCCUUUUUGACCCACGUUUUUAGUUCCUUAGAUAAUCACAGAUCCCAAAACUGUAAAAAUUGGCUUCUGUUGAAAGUGCUCUUCCUCGAUCUCUGUCUUUUAAUAAGUAAAACUAUGUAUAGGCAGUUGAGUGAGUCUGAGUUUUAUGGCUUAUUUGGUGCAAAUAGCAUUUUAUUACAGACUCCUGACAGACCGUGAGAUAACGGCAAAAACCACUGAAGGAAAUGGGGUAUGACUUUGAAGGGUUAAAUAGCACAGAAGGGGGAUAAUGACAUUUGGGACGUUGUCCUAGGCCUAAUAGAUCUGCGGUUUUUAAGAGCUUUGUGAUGUCAUAUUAUUGAUCUCUUCUUCUCCCCCUCCUACAUCUGCAGAGUUGGAUUGGCUCAGCAACAAAAGCUUCUGCACCGAGGAUGCCUUGUCACUGCACCAACGCGCACUGCAGGCUGCACUCCCCUCUCAACCUGUGACCUCCAGAUCCAGGUAGCGCACCAUUAUUGCACAAAGGAUGAACCGUGUAUGCUUUUAUGGCACCCUGCCUGAAAUAUAGCAAAGAAUGAUCAGGAGUUGUUCAGUUCAAUUUUAGUGUUUAUUCAAGUGAGGAUUUUAGGAGAUUAAACUCUUGUAAUGCUCGGCCUACACAGCAUUUCUGUUUGUCGUAUUUCAUUGGGAUUCCCAUGUUUUAUGGUCCUGGAAUUUCAGAAAAAUGGCUUGUUACAGUUUAAAAAAAAAAAAAAAAGUUAAAUGCUUGACAUGCAUAACGCUAUAUCUAUUUAUAUAUAUAUAUAUAUAUAUAUAUAUAUAUAUAUAUAUACACACACACACUAUGGACAAAAGUAUUGUGACACAGCUCUUAACUAUUUAACUCAGGUGUUUCAAUCAGACCGAUUGCCACAGGUGUAUCAGAUCAAGCACCUGGCCAUGCAGUUUGAAUUUACAAACAUUUGUGGGGAAAAAUGGGUCGUUCUGAACAGCACAGUGAAUUCAAGCAUGGUACUGGGAUAGGAUGCCACCUUUGCAAUAUGCCAGUUUGAAAUUACAUUCCUGCUAGAUAUUCUACAAUGAACUGUAAGUGGUAUUAUUGGAAAGUGGAAGCGUUUAGGAACAGCAGCAACUCAGCCACAAAGUGGAAUACUGCAUAAAGUCAAAGAGCAAGUCACUGAGUGGUAAGGCACAUUGUGUGUAAAAGUCACCAAUGCUCUGCUGAUUCCAUAGCUGAAGAGUUCCAAACUUCCACUGGCAUUAAUAUCAGCACACAAACUGUGAGUUUUGUGUGGAAGAACUUGACUGACCCACACAGAGCCCUGAGUUCAACUCCAUCAAACAACUUUGGGAUGAACUGGAGCAGAGAUUGCGAGUCAGGGCUUCUCCUCCAACAUUUGAUCCUGUCCUCACAAAUGCUCUACUAGAUGAAUGUGCACAAUUUCCACAGAAACACUCCAAGAUCUUGUGGACUGCCUUCCCAGAAGAGUGGAAUCUGUUAUAGCUGCAAUGGGGCCACAAACUACAUAUUAAUGUCUAUGUAUUUAGAAUGGAAUGUCAUAAAAGUUCCUGUUGGUGUAAUGGUCAGUUAUCCCAAUACUUUUGUCCAUAGUGUGUGUAUCGAUCGAUCUUAGAUUUAACCCCUUAAGGACACAUGAAGGAAAUAUUCCGUCAUGAUUCCCUUUUAUUCCAGAAGUUAUGUCCUUAAGGGGUUAAUUGCAUAGAUAUAUUAUUAAAUAGUCAUAUGUUCUGACUUAUUACCUGGAAUCCACUGGGCUCCUAGUGUCCCUUUAGAGUAAUCAUCCAUAUAGGGAAAAUGUAUAUAAAUGAGCAGUAAAGCUCUCUUUGAAUUUUUUGCUGGCUGUUAGGGGUUUAACCCCUUAAGGACUGCAGACGUAUGAGGUACGUCCGACAAAAAAUGGUCCUUAAUGACCGCGGACGUACCUGAUACGUCCGCAGUAAAUUUGAGCGCUGGAAGCGAUUGUGAUCGCUUCCAGCCGCUCUUAUGGUAUUACACGAUGCCUUGAUAUCGAGGCAUCGUGUAAUACCCCCCCUACACUGCCGGGUACCCGAGUGAUCGCCCCCCAGUGCGAUCACUUCCGGGUUUGCUGCACGUGGCGCCCGGCAACGUAGGGAAGAGCAUCUGAAGCCAUGCACAGGCUUCAGAUGCUCUUACCUUUACUGAGUGCCCCGAGGGGUUGAGGCACUCAGUAAUUGUUUAAAAAAAAUAAAAAUUAACCCCUCCCCAUGUACUUACCGAUCGCCGCCGUUCCCCUGCUGGCGAUCGGUCUUCUUCUUUCAGGGGACUCUCUGGACUGAGCCCAGAGAGUACCCUCUCUUUAAUUUUGGACCCCCAGGGGCCAUGUGACCACCCAUAGGUGUCCAUUGUGCUGACAGCAGGGGGGCUGCCUGAACUGACAUAUAUAUCUAUCUUAUAUAUAACGUCAUACUAAGAGUAUUUUUUUAUUAAUAUAUACAUAUAUUAACAUAAAAAUACACUUAAGAGUAAAAUUACGUGUGUGUGUGUGUGUGUAUAUAUAUAUAUAUAUACACACACACACACACACACACACACACACACACACACACACACACACACACACACACACACACACACACACACACACACACACACACACACAUUAUAAAAUAACUAUAUAUUAUGUAAUAGGAGUAGGUGAUGUGUAGAGUCCCACAAGGGGAAACCAACAUCAGGAGAGCUCCACUGUAUAAGAAAUGAGGAAGGGAGGCCCUACCUUUAAUCAAUCUAAGGAUUAAAAGGGAUAUGCAAACAAAAAGUACAACUUGGAAAAAAGGGAGAUCUACUAAACGGUGCCCAGGGGAUCAAUUGUCUGGAGUACUAGCUAGCAUCUAAGUUCCAGUUCAUGCAGCUCAUGAGCCCUUGACUUGUAUCCAGACUCCUGACCUGCACUCUGUUUACUUUAUUUCUCCAUUUUGUGCAACUAUAUAUUAUAACAAAUAAUUUUUUACAGUUUUUAAAAAUUAUGUCAUUUUAUUUUCACUGUAUUUUGAUAUUAACAUAUAUAUUUAUAUCAAAAUACACUCAGAGAGAGAGAUAUAUAUAUAUAUAUAUAUAUAUAUAUAUAUAUAUAUAUAUAUAUAUAUAUAUAUAUAUAUAUAUAUAUAUAUAUAUAUAAUUUAAUUCUAUCUAUCUAUGUAUAAUUUCCCCUUAACGACCGAGGACGAACUAGGUACGUCCGACAAAAAACGCUCGUUAAGGACGUCCGUGACAAAUAGGAACCCUGGGCCGACGAGCCGCGGCGAUCACGGUCAGGGAGGACUGCCAGAGACCCCAGGAGUCCCCCUACAGCAGCUCCGGCCACCCCGGCCCUCCAGCGCCAUGUGAUUACCAUGAUCACAUCACCGCAAUAGGACUCUAGGAGCUGACACAGGGGGACUGUCUGAGCUGUCAGGCAGUCCCCCAGGUUGCUUAAAUAAAUAUUUUUUUUAUAUAUAUAUAUAUAUAUAUAUAUAUACACAUACAUACAGGUAGUCGUCAUUUAGCGACCUACCUGUUUUACCACAGCUCGCAUUUACGACCAGGCAUAAGUGCGAGCUGUCAUGGGGAUUCCCUGCUCUGGUGCACAUGUCAUUUGUAAAACACAAAACAAAGAAAACUGCAAACUUUGACCAGCAAUUGUGCCUAAGUGGCUACUACAAAAGACUGAACAUACCCCAUUUUGAAUACCCUGGGUUGUCUACAUUUGAAAAUGGUAUGCCAUGAUGGGGUUAUUUCAUAUUCCUGGGCUACCAUAUGGUCUCAAAAGGCAACACAGGCCCAGCAAACCAAUCUAGCAAACUGAAUUGGGAAAGCCCCAUAUUGACUCUGUAACAAUCCAAAACACCAUAAAACUUGUACAUGGGUGUUAUUGUUAUACUCGGGAGAAUUUGUUGAACACAAAUAUGAGUGUUAUAAAUCAGUAAAACGUAUUCUGACGAUGAAAUCACCAGUAAAAGUGCAGUUUUUGUAUAGAAAAAAAAGGCAAAAAACUAAGAAAACUGCUAACUUUGGCCAGCGUUUGUGACGAAGUGGCUACUACAAAAGACUGGACGAUACUCCAUUUUGAAUACCCUGGGUCUACAUUUGAAAAUGGUAUGCCAUGAUGGGGUUAAUUUUCAUUCCUGGGCUGCUAUAUGGUCUCAAUGGCAAUAUAGGUCCAGCAAACCAAUCUGGCAAAUUUCAAUGUGCAAACAUGGAAAAGGGGAAAGCCCUAAAAACUGUACUUUGGGGGCACAUCAGGAGAUGUUGCUGAACACCUGUUGGGGGUUUCUUUGUCAGUAACACAUAACGGGAACUGAGAAUCCAUGCCUACAGUACAAUGUGAGAGAAAAAUGACACAAAAAAAACGACUACCCAAAAGUUUGACAAAGACUGGUGGUAGAAUUAGUGCAUGGAAAGUGUUAAAAUACCACCAUUUGAAAUAAAAAAGCAAAAAUUCACAAACUGAAUAUAAUGCUGACUGGAGACCUGCCUCUGACGAAGCUGCAUAUAUACUGCACCGAAAAGCGUGUCAGGCUCUUUCCUAUGGGUCCGUUUUAACUUGCGCACACACAUGGGCACUUCUCACUAUGUGGUACAUGUUUUUGUUAUUUAAAGGGACACUCCAGGCACCCAGACCACUUCUGCCUAUUGGAGUGGUCUGGGUGCCAACUCCCACCACCCUUAACCCUGCAAGUGUAAUUAUUGCAGUUUUCAUGUCUACUAGACAGCCACUAGAGGGCACUUCCUGAUUCAUAGCACAAGUUUUCUGUGCUAGAGCGUCGCUGGACGUCCUCACGCUGUGUGAGGACCUCCAGCGUCUCUCAAUUCCCCAUAGGAAAGCAUUGAAAAGCAUGUUCAAUGCUUCCCUAUGGAGAGCUCUAAUGCGCGUGCGCGGCAUUACCGCGCAUGCACAUUAGGUCUUCUCAGCAGGUGGCCGGGAUCAGUCUCCCCUGCCGGCUGACGUGAUGAAGGGGAGGAGCGGCGGCGACCCGAAACCACCGCCGAGGGACAUCGGCGGGGGUCUCAGGUAAGUCACUAAAGGGGUUUUCACCCCUUCAGCAACCGGGGAUUGAUGGUGGGAGGGAGAGGGCACCUGCAGUGCCAGUAAAACAGAUUGUUUUCCUGGCACUGGAGAGUCCCUAUGAGCUUUUUCUUUCAGUUUUUUUCUUCUAUGCCUAUUUAGUAAGUUUAACAGGGAGAGAGGCUUUCUUUACUUUACUUGUCCUACCUUUGAUUAUUAGUGUUGCUGAUCCUCUAGAGCAUGGGUCCUCAAACUCUGCCCCCCCAGAUGUUGCUGAACUACAACUCCCAUGAUUCUCUGUCUAUCUAUAUAAUUCAAAGAAUCAUGGGAGUUGUAGUUCAGCAACAUCUGGGGGGGCGGAGUUUGAGGACCCAUGCUCUAGACAGUAACCUUUCUCCCUUUAGCAUUUUUACCGGUGCUCAGGAAUUAAAGGGAGAUCUACUAACACCCUAUGCAUUAAAAGGCCAGGACUCAUUAAGCCUAUAUGUAUAUUGCAGAUUUGGGUGUUUAGCACUUCAUCUCCUCACUUACUUAGGCAUGGGAGUUUAUGAUUUACAUUUUUUCUUCUAUGCCAUCUAGUAAGUCCCUCAAGGAGAGAAAUGUAUUUAUUUUAAUUUAACCGUCUGUCUACGUUUGAUUAUUAGAUCAGCCAAUCUUUUAGACAGUGACCUUUCUCCCUUUGGCACUCUUUCUGGUGCUUCAGUACUAAGUGGAGAUUUACUAACACCCUAUGCAUUAAAGGGCCAGGACUAAUAAAGCCUAUAUGAAUAUUGCAGAAUUAGGUGUUUAGUAACUUUAUCCCCUAACUUAUUAGGCAUGGGAGUAGCCUUAUAAGGCUAGUUCGGUAUUUAUUAUUAUUUGGAGUCACAGUUUAUUUUUGUGUUGAUACUUUCUGUUAUUUCAGCUGUUUAGUGGUCUCCCUCUGGUUACAUUGUUCCAUACCACUGGAUGCUUUGGUGUCUACGUCUUUAUCUCCAGUCUGCAUUAUAUUCAGUUUGUGAAUUUUUGCAUAUUUUGUUUAUGUUGCUAGUAUCUAGGGUUAAGCCCUUGGGCAUUGCUGGAGUGCCCUCCUGGUGCAUGGGAUCAGUGUGGAGAUAGUGUUUAUUCCUUUUUACACCCAUUUUCACACAGAUCCCAUUUCUUUCUAUUUUUUUCUGGUCUCAAAUAAGGUCUUUUAACACCCAGAGAAUCAGACACACCUAUACAUGGGGGGUGUCACUGUACUCGGGAGAUGUUGCUGAACACAUAUUGGGGUGUUCUUUGGCAGUAACCCUUAAAGUUCUCCAUACAUGUAUUCUUAAAUUGCUACGUGUGUCAAAAAGAUCACCAAUUUUAUUUUUGUUUUGUUUAAAUUUGGCAUGGAUUGGUGGUAAAAUAGUUGCAUGAAAAGAGUCAAAUAAGUUUACUACCUUAGGUUGUCUUCUUUUUACAAAUAUAUAUAUAUAUAUUUGUUCAGGGAUUCCUGACAGAUAUCAGUGUUACAAUGUAACUUGCAUUAAUUUAGAAAAAAAUUGGUUUGAAAUAGCAAAGUGUUACUUGUACUUAUAGCCCUAUAACUGUUAACAUUGGACAUUUCUAAACUCAGGACAAAAUUUUGAAACUAUUUAGCACGGGUGUUUUUUGGCGGUUGUAGAUGCGCAACAGAUUUUGGGGGUCAAAGUUCGAAAAAUAGGUUUUUGUUCAUUUUUUCAUCAUAUUUUAUAAAAAAAUUUUAUAGUAAAUUAAAUGAUAUGAAAAUAAUGGUAUAUUUAGAAAGACCAUUUAAUGGCGAGAAAAACAGUGUAAGAGGAAACUUACAGCUAAACAUAAACACAGCAGAAAUGUAAAAAUAGCCCUGGUCCUGAACGGUAAGAAAAUUGAAAAACGGUCUGGUCAAUAAGGGGUUAACAAUAUCUUUCCAGGCUGCAAGGACCUUUUUAUUUUUAGAACCUCCAGGUAUCACUCCUACAAAGCAAGGCAGUUAUGUUUAUCUCUAGUGAACUCUACAGAACAGUCCAAUCCCGCCCGGAUCUGGAAGGGGGUAAAAACUUACCUUUUUCCAGCGCUGGGCGGGGAGCUCUCCUCCUCCGAUCCUCCUCUUCUCCUCCCCGUCAGCUGAAUGCGCACGCGCCGCAAGAGCUGCGCGCGCAUUCAGCCGGUCACAUAGGAAAGCAUUCAUAAUGCUUUCCUUUGGACGCUUGCGUGCUCUCACUGUGCUCUCACUGUGAAAAUCACAGUGAGAAGCACGCAAGCGCCUCUAGUGGCUGUCAAUGAGACAUCCACUAGAGGAAAUAGGGGAAGGCUUAACCCAUUCACAAACAUAGCAGUUUCUCUGAAACUGCUAUGUUUAUGAAAAAAUGGGUUAACCCUAGAAGGACCUGGCACCCAGACCACUUCAUUAAGCUGAAGUGGUCUGGGUGCCUAGAGUGGUCCUUUAAGGAAUAUAUAGGAAAGUUCUGUGGGAUCCUUUAAACAGCAAUUGUAUAUAAAUGCACAUAAUUGCUGGUGAUUGUAAAGUUUCUUUGUGUGCCAGCAAGUAUCCAUUCAGAUGUGUCAAAACGGAAGUCAUCUGUGUCUAUGCAAGAAAUACUUCACCAAUCUGCAGGCAGUUGUCCAAAAACCUGAUCAACAAGCAAACAUGUCAGAGACUCACGUGGAAUGGGGGAGGCACAGAAAAAAAGACUAUUUGUUGUAUCUGGGAGUUUUCCAUUUUGAAAAUUACAUACAUUAUUGUGAAUAUUGUCUUAUAUAUUAUUAUUAUGCAAAUUGUACACCCUUUUACUUUUUUUGAGAUGCAAAUAUUGGGCCUCACUAGACGGCUCAACAAAUUCCAGGUCGCCUUGGCCACCAGGAUAGCUGGCCUGAUGUUUGGGAUUUGUCAGUCCAUUCCCUCGGGAGCGAGUGGCCGGCUUCACGUACUGUAGGCCUGUGAGCUGUGAUCUUCCUGCUCUACUCCCAUUGGGAAGCUAUUACGCAUUCCCUGCAAACUGCUAUGCCAGUUAGCAUCUCAGAGAUGCAUUGAAUCAAUGCAUCUCUAUUGGGAACGUUAAGUGCCUCCAUGCAAAACGUGCAGGCGCUGAAUGUAGGUGCUGCACACUGUGCAGCACUGAGAUAGGAAGCACUUUAGUGGCCUUCUGAGUGUCAGUCACUAGAGGUAUCAUUAGGCAGCAAUGUAAACACUUCUUUUUCUCUGAAAAGGCAGUGUUUACUUUGAAAAGGGACUAGGAUUAAUCUGCAGAGGUCUUGUUGUCUGUUGUGUCCCUUUAAGAAUUGUAUUUUUGUCAUUAAAAUAAAGCUUUUGUAAGAUUUAAAAAAAAAAAUCUUUUUCAGCUGACUCCAAGAUUCUAAGCAAAUUUGUCAAGCCCUGCCUUACUAGCUGAGUUGGCGAUGUAUUUGUUUUCCCGUUGAUUUCUCUGUUCAGGGAAUUAAUCUCAAUUAAUCAACCUGUACCUCCUAGUAAACUAGUUUUAUAAACAAAUGGACACUUGCUAAGAACAAAUAACGCCUGAAAGGCACAAUCUCUGCAGUUCAUUUUCAAGUGGUUUCUGCUGAUUUUUCUGCUGUUCUUUACAGAGUGUAUGAUUUCUCCCCACAGGAGUCGGUCCCCAUCGGAGCUGUCUGAAGAUAGUCAGACUGAAUCAAAGGCAGCAGGAAAGAAGAAAAAGAAGAAAAAGAAAAAAAAAUCUAAGAAGAAAAAGAAGCACGAUGAUGAUAUCAGUAGCAGUGACAAAGAAUCCACAGAUGGGACAAGGAAGUUUACAGAUGAACGGUAAACUAUUAGAAGGGGGAGCAAUGAAUUUUAUUCAGCGAGUGGGCAGUAUAUGCAAAGAAUUAUAAGUACUUUUUUCAUGCAGAUGAUAUGGUGGUUGUGUAAUUAAAGGAACACUAUAGUAAAAAAAACAUGUAUUCCUGACGUUAUAGUGUUUAACUAUUUAGGUGACCAGCACUCCUCUGAUCGCUUUGGAAAGGCGUUUUUACACACUUGUUUUUCCAUAUCACGCCGGUCUCACCGCUGCUGGCCCUGCCUCUAUGGUUGAGCUUAUCAGUUUGAUUAUUUCAGCCAAUCCAGGAAAACAUUGGGAGGCUAUUGCGUAUGUGCAACAAAACGUGGCAUUGUGGUAAUCCGCAUUUCCUCAUAGUAAAACUUCUCCACAGGGAAUGUUCAGUGCCUCCAUGCAGAGUUUGGGGACACACUCUGCAGCACUGACCCAGGAAGCACCUGGGUGACUGCCACUAUAGGUGUACCUAGGCAGCAAUGUAAAAACUGCAUUUUCUCUGAAAUGGCAGCAUUUUCAUUGCUUAGCCUGCAGGUACAGGUUAUAGACACCAGAACCACUGCUUUAAGCUGUAGUGGUUCUGGGGAGUAUAAUGUCCCUUUAACAUAAUAUUUCCUGUAUAUGUUGUUUAGCCUUAGUUUGUCUGUGUGUAUAUUCAUUAUUGUUUUUAGAUUCAGGAUCCCCCUCUUUUUAAAAAAGGGUACUAAAAACUUACUUUUAAUCCAGCACUGAGACUGUCUCCUCCCUGUAGGUGCUCCUUUUACGUGGCACCAUUAGGUAUGAUGAUCUCUAACCAAAAUAGGCGCAUGCUUGGCAACCUCCGUUAUGUGCCAGUCUAAUGCUUCUCUUAGUAAAGUAUUGACUCCAGUGCUUCUUGAGAAGCAGUGGAUGUAAUCAGCACAGUAAUGCUGUGUGUGAUGAUGACUCAUGACACCAUAUUUGAAGGUCUUAAGGAAACAGUAUAUCUAGUGGCUAUCUGUUUGCCAGCCACUAGCAGCAUGUUUUGUGCAAAAUAUAAAUAUUGCUUCUUCUCUGAAAUGGCAUUGUUUUACAUUUCCAAAGAAAAGAGGCACAAUCUAUGUACCAGAAACACUGCAUUGAGAUAUAGUAGUUUUGUCCCUUUACUUGAAGCAGGGCAUUAAGAAAAGAAAAGAAAAGGGCAGCUUCCACUACAGGACUAAAGAUAUAUGCACAUGUUAAUGUUUUUUCGGAUGGGAUAUUGGAAAGUGGCCAUUGUUACUUAUGUGUAGGUGAUGGAUUAAUUAUUGAUCUGGCAGAUACAGGCUGACCAAUUGCCAGGCCUGCUGUGGCUCAACUCUUCUUUAACCCCUUCUAUGUUAAGUGCGCUUGCAGACCACUCAGUGUUAAAUACUUAUUGUGAGAUUAAUGCAAUGUUAUGUUCUUUGCUAAUUAUCAUUUGCCAUGAUGUUCUCUACUAAUUAUCUCUGGUAAAUGUAUCUUCCUUGCAGGCAGGACACUCCGAUAUCAGACUCUGGCCGCUGGGUAUGGCUGGAUGAAGCUCAGUCUCUGACAGAGGAGACAUUCAGAAUUGAUAAGAAAGCUGACCCUGCGAAUUGGGAAUAUAAAUCGCUUUACCGAGGAGACAUAGCAAGGUGAGGAGUCUGCACUAAACCUUGAAAGACAAUCAAAGUAACUCAGGCUAGUCUGCUCCUAAAAUAACAUGAAUUUUCUUUUUAAAGGAACCCUCUUACAAACAACAAUAUUUACAUUUGGCAAUAUUUUUGCAUCCAAAGCACUUAAUUAAGAUGCAGUAGUUUUAUUACUUGGAGUGUAAAUUUAAUAUAGCGACACCAAAUUCCACAACUUUUCUAAAGCUACCCUACCCUUCCCUUUUGUGUCACUAUACCCCGUUCCCUCAAUCCCUCUGUUCCUGUGUGUCCAACUUGUCUUGUUAUAGAUACGUGUUUGUUAGUCCACCCAUUGUACAGCGCUGCAGAAUUUAAUAAUAAUAAUAAUAAUAAUAAUAAAGCAAAGAGUCAUACAAGAUAUAUUUUGAUUGGAAAACCAAAAAUCUAUAGUGGAAAUGAAGUCAUGGCCAGAAAUCCAAUGUCAAACAGAAAUGUCACAGUGUUUCAGAGAUACCUGAAUAAAUUCAUGGCUCAGUUUGCACGUGACGUGACUGCAGCAAAAAAAAUUGUAGACUAUCAUUACUUUUCCUGUUGAGGUUGAUGAAUAACUCUUUAAAGUUUCAGGACAGGUUCACUUCCAGUGUACGGUUUCUUUAGCAAUAAAUAUAUGAGAUAGAUUUAAAAAAAUGGACAUCGAUUCAAUACUUACCCCACUCGUAUUGAGAGCACUACCACAAUGUAAGAUGUGUGGAUGUUACACUUGCUGUAACACCCACCCUCAAUUCAAUCCUACCUCAAGCACAAGUCCUGUACAGUUGGCCCUGUUUGCGAAGCAGUUCUGUGACUCCCAGUGCAAGGAACAUCUCCCAGUGCAAGGAACAUCUACAUCUACUCACUGUGAUUUUCACAGUGAGAGCACGCAAGCGUCCAUAGGAAAGCAUUAUGAAUGCUUUCCUAUGUGACCGGCUGAAUGUGCGCGCAGCUCUUGCCGCGCAUGCGCAUUCAGCCGACGGGGAGGAGAGAAGGAGGAUCGGAGGAGGAGAGCUCCCCACCCAGCGCUGGAAAAAGGUAAGUUUUUACCCCUUUCCCCCUUCCAGAGCCGGGCGGGAGGGGGACCCUGAGGGUGGGGGCACCCUCAGGGCACUAUAGUGCCAGGAAAACUAGUAUGUUUUCCUGGCACUAUAGUGGUCCUUUAAGUGCACAAAUAUAAUCUUCACAACCACAAUCUACGUCAGCCAAUUUUCGUCAUAUAUGCUGUGCCAUUGAACUGUAUACCAAAAAUUGACUGUUCAAACUUUAUAAAAUCUGUGGUACAGACUGCCUAAUGAAACUUAGUGUUAUUUAAAGUUAAGUUAAAGUUAUGUUUUGCCCCUGUUUCCUGUAAGAUACAGUUUGAUUCUCCCCAAAUGUUGCCUGCUAAAUUCAGCCUGUGCAGUAGUUUACCAGAAUGAAACCACCAGGCAGCUCCGACAGAAUUUCAUUAAACGCAAUAUAAAGAAUCAUCUUAAAUGUUGUCUGUAUUUUUAUGUAUCUUCUUUUUAAUAUCAUAAAAGACCUAGCAUUUACUAAAUGGUUCUCUUAGAGAAAGGAAACACUUGAUUUGAUUUAAUGAAUUAUGCAAACGAUCAGCAGCUUGGCUGUAUAUCACAGAGUUUUAAUACUGAUGGACUAUUUCAAUAAGCAGAUUGUGUGCUCAGGUCUAAUUUGACCUAUUAUCUUGAAAUCUCAGUAAUUUUAUUUGUAUUAGUGUUCAUUUUAUUCUGCUGCUUAUGACAGAACGUGCACUACCAGCUGUUUUAAAGCAGCACUGUCACCGUUGGCGGAGGAAUAAUACAGACACAAAGUAUUUGUUUUCCCGGUUCCCAGUUUAGAUGUGUCUAAGGUACUCUUGCCUUAGCCAUACCACUUCAUACCAGCAAUGGGUGUCUUUAACACUUUGUUGAUUGUUAAACCAUUUGAAAGCGUUUCAGCACUAAACAGAAUGACAAUGCCAGAGGCUCCAACUUAAGUGGCUAGAGUGCCCUUGAAAUGUAAUUUCUAACCAACUGGUUUGUUCUGUUUCCAGAUACCGGCGUAGAGGAAAUUCCUGCCUAGGGAUCAAUCCCAGGAAGCAACAGAUUAUCUGGGAUAAUUCAUCUUCUAAUAAGGCGAAAGUGCACAAGAAAACUGAACGCUACUAUACCAAAAAUGCAGUGCGCCACUUCCAGUGCGAAGGGGAACAUGUUGGGUGCAUUAGGAAUAAUACGUCCCCAGAAAUGGCUGGUUUUAUACCUAUGGAACCCACAGGCCAGGCUGUUUCAACUAGCUCCAGUAUUCCUACCAGCUGGGUAAAUCCACUUGGUGUAUAUGAUGCCUCUACUGCUUUGUGGUUGGAAGGCAAAGGUGGUCUGAAAACUGAUGAGCCUCAGCUGGCGCCUAGAGACACGGGUGUUCUCACGAAAAUCGAGGAUUAUAAUAGAAAGAUACGAGAAACCCCUGGGGAUAUCCAGACAUGGAUGGAGUUUGUCUCUUUUCAGGUGGAGUGGACACAGUGUUUUCAUUUUUAGGUGGUUGUUGUUGUUUAAUAACAGUGCUAGAUGUGUUGAGAAGGUAAUCAUGAUAGUUUAGUUCAUUGACAGCUAGAGAACGGCUGUAGGCUUUAGGAGGCUCUACUACAAUCAUGCAACCUUCUGCAUUCCAGAUGUUGUGGACUACAUCUCCCAUAAGGCUCUUACAGCCUUAUUGCUGGCAAAUCAUCAAAGAGGAUGUAGUCCAGAACAUCUGGAGUGCCAAAAGUUGCCUGCUCCUAUUUUUUGCUAUAAUGAAGUCUAUUUACUGAUUUGCCCUUUAGAAUAGCCUUAUACACAGAGCAUUUGUGAACUCCUUUAUGGUGUUACACUUGUAGACAUCCCCCGCAUUCUUCAGUUCCUUCGCUGUGAUAGUUUUAGGCACAUACCAAGCUUUCUGGAAGACUAUUCAAGGGAUCUACAACCGUUUCUGUAGUGUAGCCACUCUUUAGUCAUCUACCCCUACCAUCAUUAACUUGAUAAAAAUUAAAUAUGGGAAAAGUCAUUUGUCUGACAUUUGUCAGGUGGCAAUACAUAUCUGUUAUUAAGGAGCCCUCUCACCUUCUACACCAUAAGUUCCAUGUAAACCGACAUUAUUUAUAGGUGUUAAAAUAUCAGGUGUUGCCUACAUUAAAAUAUGUUAAUAGAAUACUCCAAGCACCAUAAUCACUGCAGCAUAUAGUAGAACCUAUUGGACAUGCUGAAGGUUUUAAAGAGAUAUUGCAAUGUUUUGUAAGAUUUGUUAGGUCCUCUAUUACAUACACUUGAUUUUAGAAUACUGAUGGUACAGGUUUAUAUCCUGCAGGAUCAGACCCCUCAUACACAUUGAGUGUUUUCAUUUUUAGGUUGUUGUUGUUUCAUAACUGUGCUAGAUGUGUUGCGAAGGCAGUAAUGAUAGUUUAGUUCAUUGGCCAUUGGAGAACGGCUGUCGGGCUUUAGGAGGCUCUACUACAAUCAUGCAACCUUCAGCAAUCCAGAUGUUGUGGACUACAUCUCCCAUAAGGCAUUUACAGCCUUAUUGCUGGCAAAGCAUCAGGGGAGAUAUAGUCCAGAACAUCUGGAUUGCCAAUUAUUACCUACUCCUGACCUAGGCAGUAAAUUCAAGAAAGCAAAAUCUAAAGGUGGUACGGUAGAUAAUGCAAUUAAAAGGCUAUUUUUAUUGAGCUGGAGGAAAAACCACAUAAUCAACAUAACGUUUUGGCCGUAGCUGUAGUCAUGUAUACGACCGAAACGUUGUAUUGAUUUGUGGUUUUCCACAUUCUCUUGCUCAAUAAAAAUAGUCUUUUAAUUGCAUCAUUUACCGUGUUGCCCUCUGGUUUUGCUUUUCCGGGUUUACUAUUGGGUCAUUUGCGGCGACUCCUUAUUCAGUGAUGCACCAGAGAACAUUCAUGUUGAGACCAGAGAACCGAUGGAUCCUAUUUCCAGAGUUCACUCUUACUGUGAUUUCUUCAGCAAUAGUCACUUUGUGUCUUUAAAUAAGGAAGCCCCUAUGUUACCCAACUGCAAUGUAGGACAGACAUUAUCCCCUACACAACGCAGCUGCAGGUCACCUUGUUCUACAACUUCUGUACCUACAGUUUCUCCUAAUACAUUGGAAGCAUCUGCAACAGGUUUAACCCUAUGACCAGAUUUCCUGCAUGUCUGUCUGUGUACAGCACCUACUGCAGUAUAAUUUUCUGCAUCCCGCAAUUUCCACCGACUUGCACUUAUUUAUGUUUCUUUGCAUUGCUAUCCCAUGCUAUCCCUGCUGGCAAAAUGCCAGCAGGGAAAAAGUGAAACAGGGCAUGUGAGGUACAUGAAAUUAUACAUUAGCGAUAUCUGUGCUGGAAUGAGGGCGUAUAUUUUUCCUGUGUAUAUGUGCAUGGCUUUCUUGAAUUUACAUUUCUCUUCCUGUCCCCUGAAGGAUGAACUAAUUAGACACCCGAGCAUGUAUUCCACCAGCGAGGGAGAGUUGGGUAGUCACCGCAUGUCAGUAAAGCUAAUUCUGGAGAAGAAGUUAUCCAUCCUAGAACGAGCAAUCGAGAGCAACCCAGGCAGUACGGAGCUGAAGCUUGCCAGGCUCAAACUGUGCGAGGAGUUUUGGGAAGCGCCAGCUCUGCAGAAGGAAUGGAAAAAGCUUGUUUUCCUGCACCCUAAUGACCCACAGCUUUGGCAGAAAUACCUUCUGUUCUCCCAAAGCCAGUUCAGUUCCUUCUCGGUAUCCAAGGUGAAUGGCAUCUAUGGAAAGUGCAUCAGCACCUUGGCUGCAGUGCAAGAUGGCUGCAUGCAUUCUCACCCGGCCUUGGCAGAAACGGAGCGCAGCAUGUACGGUACGUAUUGCUGUAUGGGAAGAGGGGCAAGGAGUAUGAUGGCAAGGAUAAACUAGGUCAGUAGAAGAUAUAACUGUUCCAAGGACAAUAUAAUUAAGACCGCUUUAUCUGUUUGUUUUCCAUCAGAGAUUUAACGGGUGCAUAAACAAGGCUAGUUUAAGUAAUACUAUUCAAUAUUAACCUUUCUGUUUGCAAUAUACCUGUUAUAGAAAUAUGUGUGUGUGUAUGUAUGUAUAUGUGUGUGUGUGUGUGUGUGUGUGUAUAUAUAUAUAUAUAUAUAUAUAUAUAUAUAUAUAUAUAUAUAUAUAUAUAUAUAUAUAUAUAUAUAUAUAUAUAUAUUUAGUAGAAAAACAGAUAGUUUCUUAUCACUUUUUAUUGAUAACAGAAUUUUUCGAGAACCUCCCUUUCUCAAGUCUGAGAAAGUCUGAAGCAAAUGCUUCAGACUUGAGAAAGGGAGGUUCUCCCGAAAGCUUGUCAUUAAAAAAUUCUGUUAGUCCAAUAAAAAAGGUAUUACAAGAUAAGAAUUUUAUCUGUUUUUUUACAUCUACAUCACUGGACUAAUACGGCUACAAUCUCUACUUGAACACUUUAUAAAUUUUAUAUAUUUAUAAAUUUAUAAUCAGCUUCUCUGUGGUCCAAGAAGUGGCUUAGAUUCCAGUGUAUUUUUUUUAUUUAUUUUUUUUGGAAAAUCUUUAUUUUAGUAUUUUGCAUCAAAUACGAAUAUUUAGAAACAAGUAGGAAAAACAAGUUAGGAGUAGCAUAGUAACACCUAGAGCAGUAAUACUAUUCCGGAUAUAAAGUAGCCACACACAGUAGUCUAGUACUGAAAUUACUUUUGUGUCCGGAAGAUAAUUCUCUAGUCUGAGGACCGUCUGCGCCUCUACAAGAGAAAGUAUGGAAAGGGGUGGAUGGAGUGGCAAAGAAGAGAAGUAGAAUGAGAAUGGUGUGAGAGGACAAGAAGAAAGAAACAAAAAGGGGAAUAGAAACUUCCAAGUCAACUCUCUCCUGCACUUAGGACAGCUUAGAUUAUUGUUUUCAUUAUUCUCAAAAUGGCCAAUAUAUACAUAAUUAAAAUGGGAGAUGAAUUCUGUCUUCCUCCUACCCUCUGUGGCUUUUUCAUUUCUCCUUCUGUAACAGGAGCAGGAGGAAUCGCCUUCGGCUUGAGAACUUGUCCCGUUAAUGGUGUUCACAACGUUUUGAGCACCAGAAAACCCCACAGCAGUGUUUGUCCCUAAGCAGGAGUAUGUUCUUAGCAGGCACACGUUCAGCAGGAUCACUCUAGACAAGUAGCAGCUCUUUCUUAUUUCCAACUGAUGCUACAAAGUACCUAGUAUUCUUGAAAUACAUACAAUUUUAAUGACCUGGUCACAGGGCUUAUAUAUAUAUAUAUAUAUAUAUAAUGUGUUUAUACAAUGUGAGUCAAACAAUAAUAAAGGACCAUGGGUCUGAUGGGUGACUUAAGUGGUGUCCAUGAAGGCAGAUGUUGACUGGUCUGAAAGUCCUACCCUAGAACAACAGAUGCACGCACAGAUGCCAGCACAGUGAAAAGAUGUGGAAAUGGAAUCUACACAUAGCAGAAUAUUCCAAGAACUUUAAACCCCUCCUCACAAGUAGUCACAGGAUCUCUGUGUCAGGGCCACACAAGACAGCUCAAGUACACCUUCGUUACACUGCGCGUCUGACCCUAUACAUCUACGUUUGUUUCCAAGCUCUACCAUUCUUAUUUGCAGUGCUCUUCCCCUUCAGUCCCCUGACAGUGGGUCUUGAUCCGUUGGAUUGCACUUGGCUGUCCUCUGAAUUUAUAGAUAAUGUGCACCAGCCAAUUAGUAUAGUCUCCAAUAGUCUUUAAAUGUAUUCAGUGUGUUCUCAAGAGUUUAGGACACUUUCUAAGUUGCCAGAGUUCAAGAUCUUUAGUAGGAUUGAACAAGUGCAAGGGCAGUACCAGAUAGUUAAUUUCAAUUACAUAAUCUAAACUUAAUUGCUUAAAUUAAAGGCACCCAGGCAGUUUCAUCUCAUAGAAGUGGUCUGGAUGCCAUGUCAUCUUUGUUUUAAUGGGAAACUAUAGUGCUAGGGAUACAAAGUUGUAUUCUUAACACGAUUGUGCCCCCUCCCUCGUGGCCCCCUGCAGCAUUGUCAGGGUUAAAAACCUUUUGUCAGGGAGCAGGGCCUGACUAUCAUGGUGGCCAGAAGUGUCCUGAGAGAGCUCCCUAACUAUUCUGUUAUAAAGCACAUUAUGCUAGAUCAUCAAGCUCGCUUAGGGACAAAACUUGAGCAUUAUCAAAUCCCCGACUUAGGGGACACAUCUUGUUGCAGUCUGCACACCGGUUAGAACCUACUUUCACCAUACCGAACCAUACGGCCUAGUGCGCACUGGGCUGGAGAGACGGACCAUCUUAAUGCACAGUGGUGUCCAGCAACAGCUUUCAAAGACAAGGGUCCCGUUACACCCCCCCGACCAGUGAGCGUUAUUCCGGUCCACCCUUGCCCAAACAAAUACACAGGGAAUGGUGAGAUGAGAUGUUGGCACAAUUAGUGACUCACCCAUCAUGGCGGACACGGCGUGAUCCCUCAGUUCCAGCGCAGACGAACCUGAUGCUCACACCAGACUGCAACAAAUCUUCAACGAUUUUUGACACAAACUGGAGCAGAGGAUGCUACACUGUGGCCCAAUACAAGCGAGGAGCUACCUACCCCAAAUGCCAUAGCCAUGUCCCCAUCAGUUGCCCUCAGUCCACGCAGUGGGAAAGACCCCAAACUGGUGGAGAAACAAGUGCCGUCCUCAGCUUCAGUGCAAAACGAAUCGAAAAAGGAGCCCUUGCGGACCAAGCUAGAAUCCCAAGGAAUUUCAGGGAUGCUGAACCUUCUGAACGCCUAGACCCCACUUGUCUCCUUAUGGGCUUAUGGUUGCGGGAGUGUUUCCGAUCAAAAGAGGGUAUCGGUUGAAGUGGCCACCAAGAUGGGGCCCACACGCAGUUCCUGAUCAUUCAAGUACUGCAAGUGUUUGUGCUUUUUCUUUUAUCUAUAUCCGUAUACAGCAUUUCCUUUUCGGUGCUAUUUUGCUUUACCUAUUGUUUUCCUCUCAUGCCAUACUGUCUGGGAGCCUCUUAGGGAAAAUUUUCCUGUUAAGCUACUAGAUGAAAACCUGUAAUUAUUUUUAGUUUCAAAAAAAUGUGCAGCUUAUCUUGAUGCGCUGGUUCUUUAUUAAUAUUAAAAUUAAAUUAAAAAAGUGCAGUAACCUCAACAAUUUAUGAUAUAUCUGUGCCUAUUGUUUGUCCUCUGACCAAUGUCUUCUAUAGUUUGUAAUGCUGUGCACCACAAAAAAAAAAAAAAAAAAUAUAUAUAUAUAUAUAUAUAUAACUUUUUUUGUCACGUACCUGAUUCCAGCGCCGAUGUCCAUUGGUACUUGGUCAGGCUCCGUCUCUGCUCCUCCUCUACUGACAAAUAUAUAUUUAAUAGAUAAAAAAUCUACAAAUCAAUCAUAACAAUAAAUAAAAAAGAAAACAUAUAUAUAAGAGCAUGACUGAAUUGAUCUGUUGCUGUACUUGACAAAAUAAAAUAUUGAUCCACCAGGAUGGAGCAGUAAGAAAAAGGGAACUAAUAAAGUCUGAGUCCAUGUGGAUUUUCAAGCUAAAUACUAUGAUACCUAACGGCUUGAAUGAAGAGCUAGAUCUAUUCUAAAUAUAUUUUUUAUUUUUGUUUUGUUUUAUGUUAUAAUACACUUUAUGAUAGUGUCUGCAUUUUUAUGUUAUUUUGGGGUUUACUUUGUAUAUGUUUUUAAUAUAAAACAUUCUGUGUUUUUUCUUUCUAAUUUUUAAUAUUUAUUAUUUCUUAUUAUUAUUUUUCAGUUUUACAUAUUCAUUUUUUAUGGUGGUCUAACUAAAAUUAUAUACAUUAUUAUGGAAUAAAAAGUUUUUCUUUUAACAUGUUAUUGUUGUUGAUGAAAGUUUUUUAUGGAUCCAGUCCAGGGUUUACCUUUCAUUUAUGUCAAUUAGGUCAUGCCUGGGCUAUUUAAUCUUUGAUCUGUGGCAAUUACUUUGUCUUGAGAAAGUCCCGUGGGCGGGACGAAACGCGUCGACGAGUCACAGCUGAUUACGUGACGUUCUGCUCUGUUGCUGUGGGGAGCUGUAGUGUUUGCCGGUGUCUGUCGGGAGUUGGUCUCUCACACCGCGGUCUUUUUUGAAGACACCGACCGCGGUGUAAUACGCUAUAUUCAGUUUGUGGGUGAGUCUCUGUCCCACUGGUGGAUUGUGUUUCAUCUGCUUUCCAUCUACACCGCGGUCUUUUUUGAAGAUCCCGACCGCGGUGCAACAUCUAUUUGUCCUCUAUCGACGGAUCCCUGUCUUUUGGCCACUACUAUCUCCCUUGAUUUGUACCUCGGUGGGGGCCCCCACCGAGGCAAGGUACUUUUAUCUUGUUUAUUUGUUGCUUAAUUCAUUUGUAUUUUUUUGUUAGCUUUUGUUAUCCCUCCAGAUACUUUGUUUUUACACAUUGUAGCCUUAGUAUCUGUCAGGUGCUUACUCUGGCUUCAUUAUUUGUCAGGAUUUGCUCAUUCAUGAAUAUUUUAUUUUGUCAAGUACAGCAACAGAUCAAUUCAGUCAUGCUCUUAUAUAUAUGUUUUCUUUUUUAUUUAUUGUUAUGAUUGAUUUGUAGAUUUUUUAUCUAUUAAAUAUAUAUUUGUACUUUAAGUGUUACUUUAAUAUUUUCAGGAGCGCACAUAUUUUUCCAAACUUUUUGAGCUUACACUCAUUUUAGGUCGCUUGUAGUUAUAUGUUGUAGCCCAUUUAAUUGUUUAAUAUUAAUUACACCUUUUCAUCAGCCUCCUCUACUGACAUCAAGGGGGACCUAAUGUGCAUGCGCAUUGAGACACCAUCUGAUUGGUGCAGAGCGGCAUUAUGCUGCGCAUGCACCCUAGACUCCCAAUGCUUUCCUGCCACUAGAGGCACAUGGGCCGAAAUAGCAGUUAAACUCUGCUAUUUUAAUCAGAUGGUCUCAUAGAGACCAUUUGAUUGACGCACACAUUUUGUUGCGCAUACGCAGUAGCCUCUCUAUGCUUUCCAUUAGGGAAAGUAUUGCAUUGGUUGAGAUCAUCAGUCUCGAUGAUGUCAGCCAAGGAGGCAAAGCUUGCCCGCAGAAACCAGCGCUGCAAGGGAGAAAUUGUAAGUAAAUUACUUACUCCCUUCAGGUGUGGGCUAAAUGGUCCUUUAAAAGUUGUUCUCUAAAAGGGUUACUGUAACCCUAUAUUGUAUUUUUUGCUUUAUAUUGCCAUUUUGGGCACUACUAUACUUGUCCACCCCUUCUAUGUUCAAAGCUUUGAAAUAAAACUAAAAUAAAGCUUAAUUUGAAUCCAGUGUCGGGCGUGGUUUCUCCACAUUUGUUUUAUCUCUAACGUCGUGCCUCGUUACCUCACGGUCCAAUCAAGUAGAGUGCAUAAAGGAAGUCUCUUGUGAGCAUAGUGUAUGCUGAUAACACAAAAUUGUUUUUUUUUAUUCUUUAUUUUUGAUAGUGCUUAGCAUAAUAAAUAGUUAGAUAAUGACAUUCCACAAGAGUAUAAGUAUCAACAUUGCAUAGGCGGAAAGUUGUUAGGAAAUUUCUGCAUUCAGCACAUUUUAUAAUAUGUGAGAGCCAGGUUUAGGAAAGAAUACAUGUCGGCAGAAAUUGUAGGAGAAAACUUCAGGAUGUAUAAAAUGACACGAGGAUGAGCUAUUAUUACCACUGGGUUGGGAAACAAGUAAUAAGGAAAAGAAAACAUCAGUUUGUGCAGAAAGUCUGGUCGCUCAACCGAUGCCCUCAGAUGGGAGGCUAAGGAUAUUGGGAGUUAAGAGUUCAAUGUGGCAUGGGGAGGCCUCCCGCAUCUCCAGGCAUGAUGGGAACCCGCUGUUUGGACCACCAUGAUGUGCACUGCAGGCCUUGCCAAGCGGGAAUCCACUGACAGCGCAGCUUACACAGGAUUAUUUGGCAUCCUCUCGAGAUCUGUGUGGGGCGCCAUGGUAGGUGUGCUGUGUGCGUGUCCGUUGCGGCCCUCGAGCUCUUCUCACCUCCACUCUGUGUUUAUGUUGUGGUCUCCUGCGCCUCUUUCUCAGUCAUCCAGCUUGGCCGCAUGAGCAAUGCCUGGCCACAUGGCGUCGGGCCACUGGCUGGCUCCCAGAUGCACUGCUUUGGCUGAUGGGAGUAGGGGUGGGUAUCUGAGCCCUCAGCUUUGCCCAGAAUUGGGCACAAAGCCUGUCAAAGGCCUGGAGUAGCACGUUAACGUGGAUGAGCAGCCCUGGGUAGAGACCCAAAUCUGUGACCUAGUCACGGUGGCCAUCUUAAAUCCAUCGGCCUCAGCUUUCUACAAUACUGUAUUACGCUGUUUGCAGUAAUUCACUACAAGAGGGUACCAGUGGGGACCGGUAUAACCCCCACCGGUCCAGGGAGGGGAGAGGGGGGGAGGGGAACAUGGCUAUUAAUCCGAUGCUUUCCAGACCCGGGCAGUGGAUCGGCUGCCUCCUCCACCUCGCGUGCUCCUGAAGGAUGCAGAGGGAGACUUACAUGGGCUAUGCACGUCAGAAUCAAGCACUGUCAGGCUCAACUUAUGCCAAAGUUCCUCACUGUGAGGGUAAACCGAUUUGUGCCAACGGUCUGAUAGCAUAGUUCAGAUUUUAGGCUUUGUAUGAGGAUUUCCCUCAGGAGCUCCAGCAACUUGCGGCCAUCUUGGACAGCGAUCAGGCCCCGCCCCCAACAGACAUAAUUUUUACUCAAAAUUAAAGUUAAAUGUGCCAGGGGUGCAACUAGCCAUGGCACAAAACUGUAAAUAUCUCUAUAUUCCAGCGUUACACAUACAGAUUCUUAUCACCGUGACCACUUCUCAAAGCUGAAGUGGCCAUGGACAUUGGAGUUGCCCUUAAAAAAAAAAAAAAAAAAAGAGAGAGAGAGAGAGAGAGAGGGAGGGAGGAAGUAAAAUGUGACAGCUAGUGUUUUGCAAAGGCAACUGUUUUCAUUUUUUAUUUUCCAAACCCACUUACCAUAUAUACUCAAGUAUAAGUCUAGUUUUUCAGCACAUUAUUUGUGCUGAAAAACCCCCACUCGACUUAUACUCGAGUCAGUGUCUGUAUUAUGGCAACUUACAUUGCCAUAAUACAGACCUGGACCGCUGGGCUCAUUACAAGCCCGGCAGUCCUGUUGGGGGCUGGCAGAGAGCUGUUAUUUACCUUUCCUGCAGCUCCUGUCAGCUCCCUUCUCCUGUGCUCCAGUCAGCUCCCUUCUCCUGCGCUCCGGUCAGCUCCCUUCUCCUCCACUGUAAGUCUCACGGUGUGACUGCCGCGGGGGCUCUCGCGAGACUUAUAGUGGAGCUGACCGGACUGAAGGAGAAGGGAGCUGACAGGAGCUGCAGGAAAGGUAAGUAACAGCUCUCUGCCAGCCCCCCUCUUACACAGCCCAUGCACUGGACCACCAGGGAAUGAGAGCCCCCCUCUCUGGCCAGCUAACAAACAGGGAGGGGGGACGAAAAUAAAAAUUAAAUAAUCCAAAAAAAAAAAAUAUUUCAAUAAAAAAAAAAAUGUAAUAUUAAAAUUUAAAAAGUAAAUAAUAAAAUAAAAAAAAUACUAAAAUAAACAAAUUAAAAUAUUAAAAUUAAAAAAAUUACAAAUAAAAAUGCCCUCCCCCACCCAGUUCACACACAAACACACUCAUACAAACACACACUCUGCAUUGUAUACACACACACUGCAUUAUAUACACACUCAUGCAAACACACACUCUGCAUUAUAUACACACACACUCUGCAUUCACACAAACACACACACUCUGCAUUAUAUAAUGCAGUGUGUGUGUUUGUAUGAGUGUGUGUAUAAUGCAGAUUGUAUGUAUGAGUGUGUGUGUAAUGCAGAGUGUGUGUUUGUAUGAGUGUGUGUAUAAUGCAGAGUGUGUGUAUAAUGCAGUGUGUGUGUAUAAUGCAGAGUGUGUGUUUGUAUGAGUGUGUGUAUAAUGCAGAGUGUGUGUUUGUAUGAGUGUGUGUAUAAUGCAGAGUGUGUGUUUGUAUGAGUGUGUGUGUGUAUAAUGCAGAGUGUGUGUUUGUAUGAGUGUGUGUGUGUAUAAUGCAGAGUGUUUGUAUGAGUGUGUGUGUGUGUAUAAUGCAGAGUGUGUGUGUAUAACGCAGAGUGUCUGUAUGAGUGUGUAUGAGUGUGUGUGUGUGUGUAAUGCAGUGUGUGUAUGUGUGUGUGUAUAAUGCAGUGUGUAUGUGUGUGUGUGUGUGUAUAAUGCAGUGUGUAUGAGUGUGUGUAUGAGUGUGUGUGUGUGUAUAAUGCAGUGUGUAUGAGUGUGUGUGUAUAUAAUUAUAAAAAUCACAGAAUUUCAUAGCCCCAAGUUUUACCCUCGACUUAUCCAAGAGGCAUAGCAUAUUUCACAAUUGUUGGUCACAAAACUGCACUCGACUUAUACAUGAGAUCGACUUAUACACGAGUAUAUACGGUACAUAUUGAGGUGGCAAGACAUUUAUGUCUGACCUCUUAUAGGGACUCAAAAUUGAUAGUCUGUCAUUAAACCACUUUAAAAUGUACUCACUGCACCAUUGUAUAUUGUUUUUAUUAAAAUUUUUUAUAACCUUUCAGUAUCAGGAGUCAGCAUGUAUAAUUGCAUGAGGUUUGAGUGUGUGUGAAUGCAGAGGAGUGUUUGCAUGUAGUUUAGAGUGAAUGUGUAGGAAUAGUUUAGUACUGUGUAUAUGUUAAUUGAAUUUUGUGUGUAUGUAUUGGGUGCAUUUUUGUAAGCAGUGGGGUUUUAAUAUUUGUUAAGAGUGUGACUAUAUAAGGUAAGGGGGAAAUAUCAGUGUAUGUGAUUGUAGGGAUGUACAUGAGUGGAAGGCCAGUGUGUAUGAGGGCACGGAUGUGUUUGUGUCAGAAGUUAGGGGGAUGCAGGGGAUGGAUUUGUGUGGAUGGUAGGGUGAGUAAGUGUAAAUAAAGGGAUUGAAUCGGAGUUGGACAUGUAAACACAGGAGUGUAUUUGUGCACAGGGUCAGUACAUGCCGAUAGGAGCUCGUUUGUGUGCUGGGUCAGUUCAAUGUUAAUGUGGGGAGUUAUUUGUGGAGUCAGUGCAUGUUCGUAGAGGUGGGUAUUUGUGCACAGAGUCAGUGCAUGUUAAUAAAAGGGUGUAGGGUCAGUGCAUUUUUUAAAAUAAAAAUAUGUGCAGGGUCAGUGGAUGUUAGUAGAGUGGGUGUAUAUAUAUGCAUGAUCAGUGCAUGUUAUUAGGGGGGAUAUAUAUGUGCAGGGUCAGUGCAUGUUAAUAGAGGGGGAAUAUAUGUUCAGGGUCAGUGCAUGUUAAUAGAGUGGGGUUAUGUACAUGCAGGGUCAGCGCAUGUUAGUAGAGGGGGGUAUUUGUUUACAAGGUCUUACUGAACUUUCACUCUACAAUGGAAACUGUUGUAGCCUUCCUAAUUACAUGUUUAUGCUUCAGUAAAAUGUAGAAAAUCUGGUUUGUGAGUUCUAUGACCCUAUAUGCCUGUUUAAUCCCGUGGAGCCCCAAAUAAUUGUAGACUGUAUUGUAUUCCAUAAAGAAUUGAUUUUAAUGUUGAUAGCAUGCACUGAACAAUUUACAGUUAUUGUGAACAAAACUGUUCUAAUUGCUUUAAUGUAGCACUCAUGUAUAAUAAUGAUAAUUAUGACUGACUCUGUUUCCCUUUUAUAAAGUACAGCAUUAGUAAGUAGCAGAAGCAGACCAAUGUUUGUUUGUUUUUUAACUUCCAUUUAAAGGGACACUCCAGUGUUGUAAAUCAAUUAAAUUUUCAAGGUAUUGGUGGUUGUAAUAUAGUGAAGUAUAAUUAAUAUUCGUAUGCAAUGACUUUCUGUCAAUUGUAAGCAUUAUUUUAUUUCUUCCCCCCAGAUGUGUUUAUCCAGCAGUGCCAUUUCUUGCGGCAGGCAGGCCAUACGGAAAAAUCGGUGUCCUUGUUUCAGGCCCUUAUUGAUUUUACCUUUUACAAACCUGACACCGUGAAGAAUAUGAACACCAAGGAACAGGUGUGUUUAAAAUAAAAAAAAACGCCAGUAAAAUGCUCUUAUUACAAAGAUGAAGAGCAAAUAUUCUUAUUUAGUUGUCUGGCAUUUAGUUACAGGGGCAUGGUUAGCACCCUGCAUAUGUGGCUACAAAUAACAUCAUUCAUGAGAAACCAUGAAUAAAGAUUUAAACGGAAUGCUUGAAUAAAGAACCAUUCUAAUCGAUCCUGUGAGAUUUCUGACUAGUUCUGUUCAAAAGCUACUUGGGACAGCUGAUUUACAUUUCCUGCUAAGAGUUGUCCGCUGAAAUCUGCACAACAUUAUGAGGGCCAGGAUUUGCUGAGAAAUUCCAGACACUUCAUGGUCCUAGAAUAAUAAACCGUUUCUAUUAUUAUCCACUUUGUUCUUAUGUGUAUACCUGUUCUAGACACCUUUGAAAACAGUCUGUGUUAUCAUAUGCAGUGCAUAGAUACAUAUAGAAUAGUUGUUCACAUAAUAUGGAUGAAUAUUUGCAAAAACAUAAUAUUCAGGGAUAUAAUUUUUAUGUAGGGUAACAACUUUUUGAUCGAAUGAGAGAUCUGACCAUCUGAUCGAAUGAGAGAUCUGGGGUUGAGAAGAAAUUUUCUUUUGUAGUUUGUUGCAACAUUGGAAAGUGCUUUUUUUUUUAAAAAAACUGCGUUUCUUUUACUUUUUGUGUGGUAUUUUUGCCUUCUUUUGGAUCAUCGGCAUAAACAGAUGUGAGACAGGCUGAAUUUGAUGGACGCAUGUCUCUUUUCAGCCUCUGUGAAGAUCUCUACCCAGAGUUCCUAGCUGUGCUGUAAUUACUGCAUACUGCGCAAAUGCUGAGCAGUGCUUUAUGGAACUUACUGUACAGGCAGUGGAAGGUUUUCAGUGACCGUUUAGCUUUUCACUAUUACAAAAACAGGUCUUGAUUUAAAGUUUGAAGGUGAACAAAUGAAUGCGUGUUAAAAUAUGGUUUUAAAGAAAGUGUAGUAGAUACCUGACCUUCCAGCAGAAGUAGUAGAAUCUGAUAGUCUAAUAGAGGAAAGGAAUUAAAGGGCCACUCCAAGUACCAUAACCACUGCAGCUCACGGUAGUUGUUUUGUUGCCAGGAGUGAUGUGGCACACUCCCAUUGCAAGUAACCAAACAGGUUUUGAACAGUUCGUCAUUUUACCUGGGGUCUGCCAGGGUCCGCUUCCCGCCUCCUACGAACGCCAGAAAGACAGAAGCUCCUGAGCUAAGCUUUCCACUGUAGGUCUUGAAUCAUUGGCGGAGAGAGUAAGCUGAUCAUUCGCAGUCAAUUAACUAUGCCAGCUCUCCGGCAUUGGUAGUGGAGGUGUGUAACAGUGGAUGGCAGACCACAUGUAUGAAGCCAUUCAAAAAUGGUUUGAUUUCUUAGAGAAGAAGAGGUGCCAGGGUACACCUGGCACCAUAGUCAUUGUAACAAGCUGUAGUGGUUAUGGUGCACGAAGUAUUCCUUUGAAGAACAUGUGGAAAGGGUAUUGGGUUAUCCUGAAGAAUAUAUAAGCUUUUUUUAUUAUACAAAUAUUAAAUAUACUAUUUGAUUCUUUUCUAUUGUUAUACACUGUUUGUAUCCAGAGAUUUUGAAUAUAUAUAUAAAAUUAGUUUUGUAUGUUUUUGUUUUGUUUACAUGGUAUGCCAUAUUUUGAUUUCUUUGUAUUUGGUUUCUUUGGAAGAAAGCAAUUUAGGACUUGUGCAGAAACCUGCCAAGUAAGGCAGUGAACACAUGAUUCAUUCUGAUGUAUUUUUUCACCUAGAUUGAAUUUUAUGAGCCUUUCUGGGACAGCGGGGAACCUCGUUUUGGCGAAAAAGGUGCCAAAGGCUGGUGUGCUUGGAUGAAACAACAAGAACGAGGCGGUUGGAUCACAAUCCACAACUUGGGUAAUUCUACACAGUGUAGCCUUCCGAGAGAAGACCUAUAAUUUAUCUCCCUUUUGCAGUAGACCAUUCAUCUGAUCUGUCGGUAUCCAUUAUCUGAAGGUUUAACGAUCUCUUGCAUUGCACACGAACGUGGCCUGACAGUAUAAAAAGUGGUGGCAUCUUUAAAAUGAAACUCUAUAUAUUCAAAAACACAUAUCAUAUAUAUAUUUUUUAAAUGCAUUAACUUUUACUAAAAUUUGUUUAAAUAUUUCCUAAGCUGUAAAAUAUUAACUUUUUUUGCUGCAGAAUAACUCCCCUCCCCUUAAUCAAGAAGUAUUAAGGACAAAUCUCUAGUCCAAAGCUUCUUGUGGAGAAUUAUAGUUAUAUUGAGAUUAAUAUAAAAAAUAUAUCAUACUUAUGGCUGUUUUUAAGUAUUGUUUUUUGUUUUUUUUAAUGCAUCUAUAAAAAAUGGUGACUUGCUAUUUUGGACAAAAAUUCUCAUUAGGCUCAGCAAAGCACUGGAUGACGUUGAUUAAAAGCUGUUUAUUACGUGGUUUCCUUACAUCAGAUGUGUAUUUGCAUACUCAAACAAGGAUAUUUAUCUUCUUGGACGGCUGCGUAAAUCCAUCUGUAUUGCCACUAUUAGCACUGUGCUACUGCUGGCUGUGUGACAGCCUUGGGGAGAAAUUGUGCAGCCACUCCGAUGUGUCUGGGGUUAGCAUACCGUGUGUGUUGACACCAGAAACAAGCACAAAACUAAGUGUCAGCCUGGUUUAAUUAGUCUAGUUGGCUGAUUGACUGCAUAUGGAGGGACUGUUGCACAGAAGGGUGGAAAAAAAUAUUUAUUUUUUUAUCCCUAGAAUGAAAUAAAGGCUUCAGGUGCUGAUUCUUAGCACCAUAAUCUCUUCAGCAAUUAGAAGUGGUUGUGGUGUAUAGAGUGCAAAAAGAACUAACCACUAGAGUACUGAGAACGGACAACAGCUCAAAUAGCCUGCCCUUCAGUGGGUCCUCGCUCAGAUCUCUAACUAGUUUUAGCUCAUCUUGUGCCAUUGCAAAAAAAACCCCCAAAAAACAGGUCAUUUGCAUAUCAGACUGAUGCCACCCAAAAGAGCAGAAUGGAACCAAAAUGCAGGCCAGCUCUCACUGCACAAGAGAUACGCAACCCUAGGCGAUCGUUUCAACCUUGUUAGAGUAUAGAAUGUUUCAUUGAGUUUGAACAUCUACACCUCAGGAUAUACUUGAUUUUAAAACUCUAAAUGUACUUUUCUUGGUUACAUACGUUAAUGUUUUCAUUAUUUAUCUGCAUGCACUGUUACUUUAUGUAAUGUUAAAGGGUUACUCCCUUGGCGAAUUUUUCUGGUAAGGUGUCAAACCAGUGAAUGGCCGCUGCAGAAGCUGAUGCUGCGUUCAUUCGUUGACUGAAAGUGUUACUUGAGCUCUUUCAGACAAUGAAUGAAUGAAUAAUUGUCUGUUCACAGAAUUAACUAUUCUCGUUCUGGGAUAGAUGAUAGGAGCUGGUAAAGGUGGCGUUAAAUUUCCCUUUGCUGCAAUAAAUCGGUAUGUGCAGCAAUGUUACUUAAAAGCUUCACUUUUAAGGUCUUUGCACCAUGACCACUUCACGAUAAUGCAUAUUAAUUAAAGAGAAUAAUACUUCACCGGUACUGUCCCUAGUAGUUUGAGGUUAGAUUGUAACUAUUGCUGGUUUCUCUUAUAGGAGAAGAGGAGGACGACGAAGCAGACGAGGAUUUGGAAAUAAAAGAUAAACAUUGUGCCAAAAAUAAGAUCUGGUUGGAUGUGGAAUGUUCAAGGGAAGCUAGGCAAUGGAUGCCGUGGCGACCUGACCCUGUCAAAAAGCAGACUGAGGAGGACUGUGAGGACCCAGAGAGACAGGUAAGACCAGGCACAGCUUUGUGUCUAUGCAGUAUGUACUUUAUAGAAAAAAAAUACACUUGUACCUUAAAUAAUGUGCAGAUAAGGAACACAGUCGAUGUUAUUGAAACUGGGGUUUCAUAGGAACAGUCAGUCCUAGAGAAGUCGUGACGUUCCGAGUGUGAGCAGGUGACUGGGUCAGUUAGCAAGGAUCGGUAGAUGCAAAGCUCUGUAUAAAUACUAGUGUUUUAAAUUGAUCCAUUAAUCUAAUAUGACGCCAAUAUAAAGACUGCCAGAGGGGUGAGACAUGGGAGGUGCUUAAAGUCUGGAGGAUAAGACCAUAAGUGGCGAUAGACCAUUUUACCCUUUAAUGUGAGUCCGCAGCAAUAUUAUGCUUAUGUUGUAAUAGGCUUUUUUAGGUUCACAGAAAUAAUUUCUUUAAUGGCAACAUAUAUAUAUAUAUAUGUUGCCAUUAAAGAAAUAUAUAUAUUUUUCUGAUAUGUAAAACAUGUAGCCUAACUAUCAAAACUUUUCCCUGCUGUAUCCGCUAGGUUCUCUUUGACGAUCUGGGCCCAUCCAUGUUUAAGAUCUCCAGCCCCAAACUGCAGUUCCAGCUCAUCCUGUCCUUCUUGCAGUUCCUUGGGGUCCCCUGUGGGUCUCGCCUCCCAGCACCUACCCUCUACCUCUGUCUGGAUGAACCUUCCAUCUUUGACCAAUACCCAGUAUAUGAAAGGUUACUGACCUCAUUUGAACUUCCUCUUUCUGGAGUUUGUCCCGUUGGUCACUUGGACACCAUAAGUAGAGGGAGAUGGCUGGCUGACCAUGGUAAAGAAGGAGAGGGCUUCAUUCAAAAUGUCUUCCAGGCUUCACUUUCAUGUUUCCAAGGAGAUGAGAAGAUGAGACUUUCAGUCUACUGGCUACAAUAUGAAAUUUCAAAGGUACAACAAUUUACCAAUGCCAUAUAAAUUCAUCAAGAGCUGUUACACCUCUGUUAAAGGGAACACUCAAUGUCUACCGCUCAGGUCAUGUAUUAUUAGGCUUUCUUCUGAUUUAUAGUAGUGCAUAGUCUGUCUGUUCUGUAGAAGAGGCAGCUCACUGCACAAUACUUUUUUACCUUUUUUUUUCUUCUUCAAUAUUUCAUUUUUGGAGAAUGGAGUGUUCUCUUAAUGAUAGUAAAAAUAUAAUCCUGUAACAGAAGCCAUUAAUCCAAAAAAGGCAAAUAUUUGAUCCAAAUGGGUUCACGGUACAGUGAAUAAAAAAUACAAUGGACAAGAGAGCAUGCAAAGAUAUAAACAGUAAUAUUUUUAUAAACCCAAGGCAGGUAUUGUGUAAUCCGAGAAUGCACUAAGAACAAUUGAGUAGUUACAGCCGUACUGGAUACCAAGUUGUGCAUCUUACCACAAUUUACCAUAAUGGUAUCAUAAUAUAUUUUGAGUGAGACACUGUACUGACUGAAAGUGUAUUUUUAUGCUAUUUUAGUUGAUUUUGAUAUCUUCUCUAUCUUUCGAUCUAUUUUAGGAAAAAUGUGAAAAUGUAAACUUGUGGGGAAAAUACUUUUUCCGUUUCUAGUAGACCUAUCAGGCUACUUUAGUUAUAGACUUACUUGUAAAGUGAUGAGUAAACUGGGUGGUUAUUGAGAUCACCUAUAUUAUUAAAGGUUCACUUUGGUUACCAAAACAACUUUAUCUUAAUGAAGUAGAUUAAUGUAUAGCUCAUGCCUCUGAAGUCUACUUCUCAAUUCUCUGCCAUUUAGGAGUUGUCACCUUUUCUUCUGCCCAUACAGCCCUAGUCACACCUCCCAGGGCAUGAAAAAUAUGGUUUCAUUUUCAAUUCAAUGUUAACUGACUUGCUCUAUAAACUGAACUUAACUCAUAUACAGCAGUCUCGUGCAAGGUCUAUCAAGCUAUUAACAGAGCAGGAGGUAAGAAAUUCUAAAUUAAAGCAACACUAUAGUCACCUAAACAACUUUAGCUUUAUAAAGCAGUUCUAGUGUAUAGACCAUGCCUCUCAGGUUUAACUUCACAAUUCACUGUCAUUUAGGAGUUAAAUCACUUUGUUUCUGUUUAUGCAGCCCUUGCCACACCUCCCCUGACUAUGAUUCACACAGCCUGCAUGAAAAAAAAAAAACUGGUUUCACUUUGAAUCAGAUGUAAUUUACCUUAAACAGUUGUAUCUCUUGCUCUGUAAAUUUAACUUUAUUCACAUACAGGAGGCUCUUGCAGGGUCUAGGGUUCAUAAACAAAGUGAUGUAACUCCUAAAUGGCAGAGAAUUGAGCAGUGAGGCUGCAAGGGCAUGAUCUGUACACCAAAACUGUUUCAUUAAGCUAAAGUUGUUUUGGUGACUAUAGUGUCUGUGUCGGACCCUCCUUCAAUCGAUGCUCCUAGUUCUUACCAAGGACCAUCAGCACCGCACCAGACACCAUAAGCACCGCAGAUCUCCCGAACCGCCACAGCUUGGUUGGGGUCCUCUACCCCUGGACCUACAACAAGGCUCCAGAUUCCAGUGGGUGUACCUCUCCUCCAAGAGAGAGUAGCAGGAACAAGCUCUUAAAAGAGCUUAGUGAUUAUAGCCCAGGGUAGUAUACAGAGUAUAGCAAUCCCCCUGUGUAGAUGCAGCCUUUUCCCCCACACAUGAGACCAGGCUCUAUGUUGAAGGUAAAACAGCAACUCGGCAGAUCUGAGGGUUUAUUGUCUUUUAUACAGUUUUUCCCACAAGGUUACCACCUAGGUGGACAUUGUGGAGCACAGGACACAGUCACAAAGCCAAUCAGAACAGUAUUGUACAGUUAGACACUCCCAGAUAAUGUACACAAACCCUCCCCUCUGCCUGUGAUACAAUUAACAAAGACAAUGGACUAACUCGAUUAACUCCAAGCAGAAAAACAUACAUUUUUACAAACCCAAAAAGUACCCCAAAAUACAACAUAUCCCCACAAAGUCUCAUCCCCUGAUAGCCCCGAUCUGGGUGAACAACAUAUCCAAAAAUCACCAAGAUCGAUUCAGGGGUUCAGGAAUUUCCUGGAAGUCUUAUUUUUGCCACACCGUGCACCUGGUCCCAUGCCCAAAACAGUUCCAAACAUUUGACGACAAAACACUGCUGGACAAUUAAAGAUGGCCGCCGCCACAUGUUUGAAUCUGUUCCAGUUAAAAGUCCAAGGGGCAUUGUGCCAAGUCCCAAUAUGCACAAAUAGUGUUUUUAAAAGGCAAUACACCCCAGGGGUCAUAGUCACAGGGAAAGAGGCUGGCAAGCAGGCCUCUCCAAAACCCAAUGGCGAGGUUACUUUCGUCACAGUGUCCAUUUAAAAAGACUGUGCAAUAAAGGAAGAAUAAACAUUAGAUCUCACUUUACAGGAUGUGUUUAAGAAUACUGUGCAUGUUGCAUGCAGGUAGGUGUGACUAGGGCUGUACAAACAAAGUGAUUAACGCCUAAAUAACAUACAAUUGACAGACUGCAGAGUAUGAUCAAUACACCAAAACUGCUUCAUUGAGCUAGAGUUUGUUUUACAGUAAUGCAGUAACAUUAUUAGAAAACAGAUUGGUGAAAGAGUCAGCAUUUUUACAAUUGCAGCUUUUAAAAUCUAAUUUUACUGUAUGUGUUACCUUUGGACCAACUUUAAAGGACUGAUUUAUUUUUACAGGUUGUUUGCUACCUUCAAACACAGAAAAAGAAGAAGCUGAAAUCUCAGGGCAAACGCAGCAAACGUCUAGCUAAAGCCCUACUCAAGGAAGCCUCCAGCCGGACCAGCCUGGCCCUCUGGAAGGAGUAUGCGUUACUGGAAUGGCUAUUGGGCAACACAGAUGAUGCCAGGAAGGUGUUUGAUGCAGCCAUCAGCUUAGCGGGAAAUAGGGGGUUAAAGGACCAGGAGCUCUGCAGCCUAUGCCUGCUGUACGCAGAACUGGAAGGCUGCUUAGAAAAGGGUGCGGGUAGCCGGGCAAUUUACAUCCUCACAAGCCUUACGGAAAAUACGCAGUAUAUUCCUUAUACUGAACCAGUGCAAACUACUCGUGUUUUGAAAGCUCGCAAGGUGUAUGAACAUGCUUUACAAGGCUGUGCAAGCGACCCAGCUGCCUCUGCUCUGCUCUGUAUAUCUGGCUGCUUUGCACUUUUCCAGUAUCUCACUGUGAGUCUUAAUGCUGCUUUUGCAGUGCUUGUGCAAGCCACAGACUCAUGUGCUUCACAUGAGGAAACACAAGACUUCUACAGCGCUCGGGAAGCAAUCACAUUGAUGCACACCAAUUUGCUAAGGUACCAUACCAAGGUCAGUGUGUACCCCCUAGCCCCUCUAAGAGACUCUCUCACAGCCUCCUUAAAGCUGUAUCCCACAAAUGUGUCUCUGUGGAAAACCUACAUUCAAACUGAGAACAAAUGCCACAAUGUCAGUAAGGCCAGGAGAUUUUUAGACAGCAUCAGGAGGACAACGGAUGCUCUUGAGCCUCGUCUGUUUGCUAUUAAAGCAGAAGAAGACCGAAAGAAACUGAUGGACUCUGUACAGAGGUAAAGAAUUAAACUUCUUGCUUUAUUUAUUUAUUUAUUUAAAUGUCCCAGUAAUGUGACAUAAUCUCACAGGCAGUCUUUAUCUGCCAGCUCAAUCUAUUUUCAUGUCAUCCUGUCUUGUUUAUUUGUUCACUAUCAUACAGCAUUGUGAAACAUGUUGGAGCUUUAAAAUAAUAGCAAUGUGGGAAUAGGAGGGACAAGCCUGGACUGGAACUGCAUUGAAGGGUAACUGUCCUAAUCUAAAUGUAUGUUCUUUCAGACUAGAUUUGGGGGCGAUACACUCGUUCAUCCCGGAGACUGGUUUAUCCAAUCGCAUCAAAGCCCUGUUUGAGCACGCCCUUUGCUCUGAGUAUGGCUCCAAAUGCCCCCUCCUUUGGCGCAUGUAUCUGCACUUCAUGGUAAGCAAUACGGCUAAGUUUUACCCUUUAUUUAGAAAAAGUAUCAGUCAUUUUACAGUUUCUUGUUUUUAUGUGUUGACAUAUAUAUGGUUUGCAACAAAGGACACUCUUACUGUUCCCAAAUUAUGACCACCUUGGGCCGUAAUUGCAUACGCCAUACAGAUCCUGCUUCUACUUCUAGAAUUUAUAAUCUCACUAAAGCACUUAUAUCAUCCUUCAGGUCAAUGCAUAUGUGCACAUGUUAUACAUGAAUCUGUUUACAUUAUAAAUAUUGCUGAAUGUGCUGUACAUGGUUACCCUUGCUUUCUGCUCCCACUGCUAAGCAUACAUGGAGUCCAGAUUAUAUCAUUCAAUGCAUUUGUAAAUGGGCAUACCCAGUGUUCAGCUGGAUUGUACUACAUUCAGAAUUUGUAAAAUCCUGGAGUACAUGAAGUCUGUGCAAUGCGAGAGCCCUCUGUAACUCUUUUAUGAAAGCACAGCAUGCACUACCGAAUGUCUAUAUAGGAAACCAGGUAUAACUUUACAUACAGAUAGCCUGCAAAAAUAAGAGAAAAUGAAGCGUCCAAUGGUUAUCUGAUCAUCAAGAUAUUUAAUUGUUUGCACGUCAAGGCAUUGCCUUUGAUACAAUGCUUUGCCCUUUGGUUAUAUACUAUAAAGAAAAUUGUUACAUAUGUUCCAAUUGGAUCUGAUUCAGUUUUUUUUUUUUUUUUACGUGAAGGUAUCUUUGGGCCAUCGAGAGCGUGGCAGGGGGUUGUUUUACAAGGCAAUUCAGAACUGUCCGUGGGCAAAGGUGAGAACUGAUGAAUUUAUUCAAAGAAAUAUUGUAACCAUGGUUUUUCGGUUGAUGGCAGUAUUGUUCCUUUCUUUGAUCGAUCAAAAACAUGAGUUUUGCCCCCAAUACCUUAUUAUACUUAUACCUCCUACUAAUUACAAGGUGGUCUCCCAAAGUGGAAGAUUUUGCCAAAAUGUGCGUUGUACCUUAGGUAAGUGAUAAGAUAAAUACAUAUAUCUUAUUAUAUCUUUAUGAACUUCAAUUCUUACCAACCACAUCCAAAAAUUAUAGCAUUACAGCUAGGGACAGAUGGGACUAGAAUUACUUAUAGACCUGUCCAUAUAUUUUCUUGUUCCAUGUUUUUUCUGUACCUGGAUGGAAAUUGCUAUGUAAUCUUAAAUGAAAGAAAAUGGUUAGGAGUGGCUUGGCUGUCGACUGAGCAGGUGGCGUUUUGCAGGGGCUUCUCUACUAAACUCAACCAGAAAGGCUGAAAACCUACACCAUCAUCCUUAGAUUGAGAUCCCUAUAUCUCUUGUUCUGAGGACACUAUCCCCUUAUUUUGGAAAGUGGUGUCCGGUAAUUGCUGAGGGUAUAUUUUGGACUUUUCCGGCCUGAAGCCUUCUCAGUCAAGUGAAGCGUGAGGAUGUGGCUUAUUUCCUGCUUUUUACUGAAAAGUCUGAGGGGCCUUGGGGUUAUCCUGAUCCCUACCAACUUGGAUACUCCGUUAUUUCCUGGUCCCUUUACUUUGGGCUCCUAGCUGGCUGAAAUCGCACAACCCCAAUAUGGCCACUACCCAUUCCAUAUCACAGCUACCGGUGGAGAUGAGACAAUAAAGGCGAGAAGAGUGGACACUUCAGCUCAACCCACCUGAUGCCAGCCUGGUGUUCAGCGGUGCCACAGUCCAUAGUUACCUUUCCGGGCAAGAUGCCAAAAGAGGUGCAAUCACUGAGCACAGUCCACAACCUGCAGAAGCUAUGUAUAAGGGAUUGUCUCUGGCCUUUGCUCUGUGCAAAUGAUGUGAUGUAGAUCCAAUGAUACCUCAAACUGCUUUGCAUGUGUUGGGAUUUAACCCUGCUCACACCACAUUGUAGCAAUGUAGAUUUAAAAUUCCAUUUAAUUUCCUGUAUGCAGUGCUCUUUUUGAGCCCUACAAACAGAGCAUUAGUCAUUCUGCGGCCAGUAAUUCUGGCCCCAGCUGACAAACGAUCCUUUAAGGGAAGGACAACCAUGACGGAAUAAUUCUGUCAUAUGUCGUUAAGGGGUAAAUGGCUUAGACCAGUGGCAAAUUGAGAAGGUAUUUUCAUGACUGCCGCCAUGUCUCUUGCCUUGCAGCACGGAAUAUGGUGAAGAGAUCAGCAUCCACUGAAUACUUUUUAUGUUUAUAUAUAUAUAUAUAUAUAUAUAUAUAUAUAUAUAUAUAUAUAUAUUUUUUAUGUUGGAAAGGGAAAGGGUGAUUUUGUGCUGUUCUUUUUCAGGUGCUGUAUAUGGAUGCGGUGGAGUAUUUCCCAGACAAGCUGCAGGAGAUUCUAGAUCUGAUGGCAGAGAAGGAGUUAAGAGUCAGAGUGCCAUUAGAAGAGCUGGAUCUGCUGUUGGAAGACUAA
Molecule: messenger RNA, 40266 nt
Organism: Pelobates cultripes (western spadefoot toad)
Lineage: Eukaryota; Metazoa; Chordata; Amphibia; Anura; Pelobatidae
Source: the annotation of a GenBank genome assembly